Molecule: messenger RNA, 2609 nt
Organism: Dendrobium catenatum
Lineage: Eukaryota; Viridiplantae; Streptophyta; Magnoliopsida; Asparagales; Orchidaceae
Product: scarecrow-like protein 6
Exons: 1
Coding region: 393-2300 (635 amino acids)
Biological process (GO): regulation of DNA-templated transcription
Cellular component (GO): nucleus
Molecular function (GO): sequence-specific DNA binding; DNA-binding transcription factor activity
Source: RefSeq, a predicted model, not a curated record
GGAGUAACUCCGUGCAGGCUUUCUACCGUGGGAUACGAGAGAGAGAUAGAGAGAUAUUUUCCCCAAAAAAGAGAGAGCGAGCGAGCGAGCGGAGAGAAAGCAAAAAUAGCGGGUAGCGCGGGAGUGGGAGACGACGAAGAGGAGUGAUGUGAGCUGGAUAGCGGACAACGAGAACGCCGGAGGAAGAAAGGCGUCUGUUUCUGCUUCUAUUCCAAGUAAAGGUUAUUGAAGAAGUUCGCUUGCGACGCAAUCCACCUGCGCUCUCUCGUUGUUAGAGGGAUUGAAACAAGUGGGGAAACAAAGACCAACAGUUAUCUUCUUCAGGAGCUGAGACACUUCAGAGAUUUGGAUUCGGGUUCUCUGUUGUAUGAAGCGGUGUUGUUAAUUAGUAGAUGAAGGGCGUGCCCUUUAAUCUCCAGUGGAACGGAGCGCUGCAAAUAGCAGAAUCGCAACAAAGUGGAACCGUUGUGGAAGAAAAAGGCAGCGCCUUCUGGGUUCCCGGUGGUCAUAAGAGGACGAAAGGCGGAGUCUUGGAGCCCUUGUCGUCUCUGAAUCAGACAAGGAGCCCGAGCUCUCCUUCAUCUACGUCAACCCUCACUUCCCUGGGCGGCGGAGCUGCAGGUUCCAUCGACACCGCCGGCGCGGCGGUCGUUUUCAACAACGUCGCCCUCAAAUGUCCCAACUUGAACUUUACCUCCGCCGCUGCUGCCAACUCCCUGAACGAUUGGAUGCUCUCCGACUCAACUGCUUCUCCCGGCCAAGAACAGAACUUUCUCCACUUGAUCAUGGGCGACCUCGACGACAAGGGCUUGGGGCUCAUCGAUUCUGUCGUCGGAUUUGCACCCAUUAGCUUUGCAUCUCUUGCUUCUUCCGAUGACCUCUUCCAAAUCAGCUGUGAUAGCAACAGGAACAAUCCUUCUUCCCUUCAACGACAGCCUCCCUGCGUUAAAACUCCCAAUUUUUCGCCGCUGGCACCUAGUGUAACCACACCUCCGCAGAUUUCCUUACCUCCGGCGAUGUUCUUCCAAGAAUCAAUUGUUGAAAAAUCACAGCUCUUUGGCCCAAACUUCUUCUUCCACCAAUACCAGCUAAACGAAAAUUCUCUUAACCCGGGAAUCUUUUUUCCCCUUCCAUCUUGCACUCCCUCGCAGCAGCCUGACCAAAGCUUAAACUUUACCCAGGUCCACCACUUUCCUUAUCCCCAGCAGCAGCAACAGCAAGUUGUUGUAGAUCUGCUCUUUAAAGCAGCUGAGCUCGUAGAGAGUGGGAACUUCGUUGGCGCUCAAGUGAUAUUGGCGCGGCUCAAUCACCAUCUCCCUUCCCGAAUUGGUAAACCCCUCCUUCGCUCUGCUUUCUACUUCAAGGGGGCUCUGCAAGUCCUUGUCAACUCUGUGAGUCCACAGGCAACAGCCUCGUCUCCAUUAGAUGUGGUUCUUAAGCUGAGUGCCUUCAAGGCCUUCUCCGAGGUUUCUCCAAUCCCCCAAUUUAUAUGCUUCACUGCCACUCAAGCUCUCAUUGAGGAGCUCGGUGCUGCUGACUGCAUUCACAUAAUCGACUUUGACAUUAGCUUCGGCACGCAAUGGUCCUCUUUCAUGCAGGAGUUGGCUCAGCGGCAAUCGCAGAGGAUCUUGUUGCUCAAAAUCACCGCUUUUGUGUCCCCCUCUGCCUUCCACCCUCUCGAGCUUCAUCUCAUCAAAGAAAAUCUCUGUCGUUUUGCAGCAGACCUCAACAUUCCUUUCGAAAUCAGGAUUUCAGACAUUGAAGCCUUUGAUCCGGCUGAGAUCCUUAUCCUCUCUGCUGUUUCCAAUGAGGCCAUUGCUGUAAACCUCCCGGUAGAAGCCUGGCAAGUACCCACCUUUGCAACUCUUCUGGGUCUUGUGAAGCAGUUGCUGCCCAAGAUUGUCAUUUCUGUUGAUCAUGGGUUUGAUCGGUUUGACUUGCCCUUCUCCCAUCACUUCCUCCAUGCAUUACAGUCCUGUGUGACUGUCCUUGAUUCCAUCGAUGCGGCUGGUACAAACCUUGAUGUGGUCAGCAAGAUAGAGAAGUUUGUUCUUCAACCGAAGAUUGAGAAUUGCAUAAUUCGGUGUCACCGGGCCACGGAGAAGUGCCUACCUUGGCUAACACUGUUUGAGUCAGCUGGCUUCAAGCCAGUGCAGUUCAGCAACUUCACGGAGAUGCAGGCAGAAUGCCUGUUAAAGAGGGUGCAGAUUAGUGGAUUCAGUGUGGAGAAGCGCCGGGCUUCUCUUCAUCUGCUUUGGCAAGAAGGGGAAUUAGCUUCAGUUUCAGUUUGGAGGUCCUGAGGAGCUCAUGCAUCUCUUGCAGGCAUGUCUUCUAGUGAUGUCUCCUUGUUGAAUUUUCUAUAAAUUAUUGCUAGCUACUCUUUUAAAGUGUAUUAGAUUGAAAAUUUUAUUGUGAUAAAGCUUUUGUGGAAUCCUAAGUGGAAUCAGCUUAUUAAUGAGUUAUGUAAUAUACUCAUUUAUCAUCUGUUAAAUUGUGAAAUUUUUUAGGGAAUGGGUAGUAUUGUUCUGGUUUAAAAUGUUUUUUCAAGAACCAAUUGUGGAAUUGUUGCUUCAAGUGAUGUGAUUGUACACAGUAUAAUAGUUUGUGGA